UCAACUAUGUCGGAUCUUGCCACUUCUGUCGUUUACGAUGAUCAUUGGGUGUUGUAAAUGUCAUAAAAGAUCAUAAAAAUUUUUUAUUUAUAAAUUCUUUAUUGAAGUGAUUUUGUAAUUUAUGAAGAACUAUACCGGUGUGUGAUCUUUGAUUGGAAAGUUUUUCCAACAUGAUUGGAGGCUUGUUUGUCUACAAUCAUAAAGGAGAGGUGUUAAUUUCUCGAGUGUAUCGAGAUGAUAUUGGAAGAAAUGCAGUGGAUGCGUUUCGGGUAAAUGUAAUUCAUGCCCGGCAGCAAGUCAGAUCGCCGGUUACAAAUAUUGCUCGAACAUCUUUCUUCCACAUUAAGAGAGCUAAUAUUUGGCUUGCUGCUGUAACUAAACAAAAUGUCAACGCUGCCAUGGUCUUUGAAUUCCUUCUUAAAAUUAUUGAAGUGAUGCAGUCUUACUUUGGAAAAAUAUCAGAAGAAAACAUCAAAAAUAAUUUUGUUUUAAUCUACGAAUUACUUGAUGAAAUCCUUGACUUUGGUUAUCCACAAAAUAGUGAUGUAGGAGUCUUGAAAACAUUCAUUACGCAACAAGGAGUUAAAAGUGCUGGUGGUACUAAAGAAGAACAAGCUCAAAUAACAUCGCAAGUGACUGGACAAAUUGGAUGGCGUCGAGAAGGUAUUAAGUAUCGGCGUAAUGAAUUAUUCUUGGAUGUUUUAGAAUAUGUUAAUUUGUUAAUGUCACCUCAAGGUCAAGUUUUAUCGGCACACGUUGCUGGUAAAGUUGUUAUGAAAUCGUAUCUAUCGGGUAUGCCAGAAUGUAAAUUUGGAAUCAAUGACAAAAUUGUCAUGGAAGCCAAAGGUAAAAGUGUCGGAGGAGGAUUAGGAGAAGUUGGUAAUAGUUCUUCAGAUGCUUCAAGAUCAGGAAAACCAGUUGUGGUCAUUGAUGAUUGUCAAUUUCAUCAAUGUGUUAAACUUAGCAAAUUUGAAACUGAACAUUCAAUCAGUUUUAUUCCUCCAGAUGGUGAAUUUGAGUUAAUGAGAUAUCGUACAACAAAGGAUAUUUCUUUGCCUUUCCGUGUUAUUCCAUUGGUUAGAGAAGUAGGCCGAACGAAAAUGGAGGUGAAAGUUGUUUUGAAGAGUAAUUUUAAAUCAUCUUUACUAGGACAAAAAAUCGAAGUAAAAAUUCCUACACCAUUAAACACAUCCGGCGUUCAACUGAUUUGUUUAAAAGGCAAAGCAAAAUAUAAAGCUUCUGAAAAUGCGAUUGUAUGGAAAAUUAAGAGAAUGGCUGGAAUGAAGGAAACUCAAUUAUCUGCUGAAAUUGAAUUACUAGAAACGGAUACGAAGAAAAAAUGGACACGACCUCCAAUAUCAAUGAACUUUGAAGUACCUUUUGCCCCGUCUGGUUUCAAGGUGCGUUAUCUAAAGGUGUUCGAACCAAAAUUGAACUAUUCAGAUCAUGAUGUUAUAAAAUGGGUGCGUUAUAUUGGUCGUAGUGGUCUUUACGAAACCAGGUGUUAAAAAAAUAUCUAAUUAACUCUCUGUUGUUAGAUAUUAUUUAAAACAAAUAAAAACAAACCUCGAGAUAAUAUUCAGCUCUGCUAAAUAAACUUUCAAAUUUAGACAAACAAAAAUAUUUUCAUUAUAUCACAUUUUUCUUAAUUUACUAAUCAGAAAUUCUUCAUUUUUCUGUUGUUUUUUUUUAUGUUUUAUUUUACCCGUGUUAUAUUUUUCUAUCGUAAAUAAAGUAUUAUAAUAUAUAGCAAGCGAUUCAAGUUAAGAAUUUUGCGCCACCAAUAAUACUUGUUAUUUAUGUUUGUACAGAAGUGUAAGUCACAUCUCAUUCAUCAUCUUAACGACAAAUUUGUAAUAUAUCCUUUGAAAUUUGUCUGUAAAUAGUGAAAUGAUUCUUCUACUUUAUAAAUAUGAUAAUAUUUGAAAAGUUUUAGGAUUACCAUAAAUAUUAAUCAAUAAUUAGAUCUAUUAUUUUGAAUGUUAUCGUAUUGAUUAAAAUAAAGAAACAUUUCUCACUGUUUAAAGACGAAUUUCUCUUCAAUCAAUUAGGGGAAAUAGCUUAAUCUGCAUCACUGUCAUCUGUAUAAGUAUCCAUGGUAUGACGUCAUGAACAUUUACGCGCGAACUUAGUUUGAAUCGUGAAAUAUUAUUUCUUCAAUAAUUUAUUAAUUUAUUCUAUGCUUUGUUUAGUGAUCUUUAGUAUGGGUUUUCUUAUAUCUAAUGAAAAAUCCUAAACAAAACUUGUUAUUUACGAUCAAAAAUAAAUAAAUUUUGAUUAUCGUUAAUAUGUAUAUCAAAGGUAACGGACACGCGCGUUAAAUUUGUAAAAUGAAUUUAAAAAAAAAAAGAUCAAAUUAUAUAUUAAAAAAAAUAUCACCGAUCAAAAUUUAAAUAAUGUAGAUUUAUUACAUUUUAAAAAUUAGUUUAUUAAGUUUAUAAGUAAUUUGUUUACGUAAAAAGAAAAUUUAUCCAAAUAUAAUAUUUCAACUAAGUUCGAUCAGUAUUAAUCAAUUGUGUAUAAAACGAUUUGUAGAAAAUUUUAUUAUUAAUACCAAUAUUUCUAUUUUGAUUGAUGCAUUCCACCGGAGUGAUCUUGAGAAAAUGUAAGUUUUUACAAUACCAUUAUUUUAUGUGUAGAAAUCAAUUUUCGAUUUGUGUCUUAGGUUUGUAAUGUGACUCGAAAUUAUGUGUAACAAUUUAUCAAUUCAACUAUUCAUCAUAAAUUGAACUUAUAUAUUUAUAAAAUUAAAAGUGUUUUAAUUGGAUUAC
Molecule: messenger RNA, 2771 nt
Organism: Chrysoperla carnea
Lineage: Eukaryota; Metazoa; Arthropoda; Insecta; Neuroptera; Chrysopidae
Gene: AP-2mu
Product: AP-2 complex subunit mu
Exons: 7
Coding region: 171-1508 (445 amino acids)
Biological process (GO): clathrin-dependent endocytosis; intracellular protein transport
Cellular component (GO): AP-2 adaptor complex; cytoplasmic vesicle
Molecular function (GO): clathrin-cargo adaptor activity
Source: RefSeq, a predicted model, not a curated record